Messenger RNA from Callorhinchus milii (elephant shark), 1272 nucleotides. Its product is annotated as cytosolic 5'-nucleotidase 1A. Gene Ontology annotation, cellular component: cytosol; cytoplasm. The record is from RefSeq and is a predicted model, not a curated record. Gene Ontology annotation, biological process: adenosine metabolic process; nucleotide metabolic process. Lineage: Eukaryota; Metazoa; Chordata; Chondrichthyes; Chimaeriformes; Callorhinchidae. Gene Ontology annotation, molecular function: magnesium ion binding; 5'-nucleotidase activity; nucleotide binding.
AUGCAUGUCGUGUCCGACAAUGCGGUACUCAGUUUAAAGAAAGACUCCGCGCAGGCAGUGACUAUAGCUGUGUCGUCUCGUGCUAUCUUUGACCUGGAGGAGGAGCAUGAGCUGUUCCUGGCGGAGGGCAUGGGAAACUACACCAGCCAUCAGAUAGCACACGAAAACGAACCUCUGGCAGAGGGCACGGCAUUGCCCUUCAUCAGAGCGGUUCAGAUGGUAAAUGAGAAGUUAUUGGAAAACAAUCCCGAGGAGAAGCAACUGUUUGACAUCAUCCUGGUCUCCAACAACAACGCCCAGAGUGGACUGCGCAUCAUCAACAGCAUCAAGCACUACGGUCUGCACAUCACCCGGUUCUGUUUUCUGAAUGGGAUCGAUCCCUCCAAGUACCUGCAAUCCUACAAUGUCAAGCUGUUCCUGUCAGCAAACGAGUCGGCUGUUUGCAGUGCCCUUAAGAGAGGGAUUCCCGCGGCGCUGGUUAUCCAGCAGGACGUUCAGACGGCAGCAGAGCAGCUGAGGGUGGUAUUACGGGACUGCGUGCUCUUCUCUGACGAGAGUGAGAACGUUUACAGAGAGAAGGGUCUGGACGAGGUCAUCAAGUACGAGAAGGAUCGUGAGCACAUUCCUAUUGGAGAAGGACCUCUGAAGGCGUUCGCCAUGAUCCUGGGGAACAUGAAGAAGAAGUUCCCCCGGGAGAAGGACCCCAUCUGUACCUACCUGCUGACCUCGAGGAGCGGCAGGGACAUGGGGGUCCGGGCCAUCAAGACCCUCCGGGACUGGGGGCUCGAGGUUGACCAGGCUUUCUUCCUGGACGGUGCUCCCAAAGAUCCCAUUUUAGCCCAAAUCCGACCGCACAUAUUCUUCGAUGAUUCAACGCACCACAUUCGUGGGGCCCUGGCAUCAGGCACUCCUGCUGGCUACAUCCCUCCCUGCGACAAGUCCUGAAGAGGGACAUUUCGGGCCAAUUGGAACAAGGUUUUUCUGUGCAUAGCUCCUUCCCUCCCUCAAUCCCUUCCUUCCUCCUUCAUUCCCUCCCUCAGUCCUCCCUCCCCAACAUCCCUCCCUUCCUAGGACUAUCCGUGCUUCUAAACUCCCAGCCCUCGAUCAGAACUGUUUGCAUUAUAAUUUUGUAUGGGCGGUUUGAUCAGCAAAAGUUGUUUUCUUCUCCAAAACCUUUCACGGUUUUAUUUUUCCAGUGGGGAGGCGAGAGCGGAGAUGCCUUUUGAUAUCCUCUUUCCUUCCUCACCCCCCCCACGCCCCUUACACUUUCCC